AUGACUACUCCGGUGGUUAUUAAUUCUAGUAGACAGGCUAUUUCUAUUGAAACGGAAGGUGUUCUUAUAUCUUUUGUUCAUGCUAGUUGUUUUCAAGUUACACGAAGAAGCUUAUGGCAGCAGCUUUCUUCAGUUGAUAAUAAUACUCCCCGGUUGGUCAUGGGUGAUUUUAAUUGUGUGCUUCAUAAUGAUGAAAAUAAAGGGGGUUGUGAACCACGUACUUCAGCUAUUAAUGAAUUCAGUGAUUGGCUAGAUGACAAUAACCUUUUUGAAGCUGAUUCUUUGGGUUCUAAAUACACUUGGGCCAAUGGUCAAUCAGGUGUUCAUAGAAUUCUUUGCAAGUUGGAUCGGGCCGUCAUUAAUGAAGCAUGGCUUACGAAGUUUGAGAAUUGGCGGUGUAAAGCUCUUCCUCGUGAAGUUUAUGAUCAUUCUACGCUUAUAAGCUAUCCUUUUGUAAAUUCAAGACCUAAAAGAGCUCCUUUUAGAGUUCAAAAAAUGUGGUUCACUCAUCCUGAUUUCAUGCGUAUGGUUAUGGAGAGUUGGAAUGCUCCUGUUUCUGGUUCCCCUACUUAUAUCUACCCCUUCAAGCUUAAGAGAAUAAAGGCUGACAUGAAGGAGUGGAAUUUACGUGUUCUAGGUAAUAUUAAUGCUAGACUCAAACAUGCUAAAUUAAUAAUGGAAGUUGCUCUUCAUAUUUCUGAUGAGGAUCCGGAAGACGUAACUAAGCUGAAUUUUGCAAAGGAGGCUUCGGUUACGCUUCAGGAAAUCCUUAUGCAUCAAUCCAUUAUGUUGAAGCAAAAAUCUCGUAAUAAGUGGCUUACUAACGGUGCAAGUAAUACUUCUUUCUUUCAUGCCAAUAUUCCAACUCGCAGGAGCAGCAAUAUGAUUUCAGAAUUGGUAGAUGAUGAUGGGAAUAUUCUCUCUAAUUGUGACCAGAUUAGAGAUUACACGGUGUCUUAUUUUGAGUCUAAAUUUAAUGGGGAAGAGCUUCCAAUUGAUGAGCAUGACAUUAUCUCUACGGAGGAAAGUCAAAGAAUGGAUGUGAUUCCUACUUAUGAUGAAAUAAAGGUUGUUGUUUAUGACCUUGAUGCUGAUAGUUCUCCAGGACCUGAUAGUUUCUCCAGAUGUUUUUAUAGACAUUGUUGGGACGUGAUUCAACAAGACUUAUACAAUGCUAUUAUUUAUUGUUGGCAACAACAAAGGAUUCCUAAUGGGAUCCUAGCUACAAGACUUGGAAGUGUUCUUGACAAGCUGGUUUCGGAGGAGCAAGUUUCUUUUAUGAAGGUUAGAAAUAUUCAUGAGAACAUCAGUGUGGCGUCGGAGAUGGUGAAUGAUCUGAAAACUAAGCGGAAAGAUGGCAAUGUGGUCUUUUUUUUGCUAAGUCCAAAUGGUUUAUUGCAGCAAAAAACGUAA
Papaver somniferum (opium poppy) is the source of this 1413-nucleotide messenger RNA. RefSeq lists its product as uncharacterized. The transcript is spliced from 2 exons. NCBI's taxonomy places the organism in Eukaryota, Viridiplantae, Streptophyta, Magnoliopsida, Ranunculales, Papaveraceae. The coding region runs from base 1 to 1413 and encodes 470 amino acids. The record is from RefSeq and is a predicted model, not a curated record.